Messenger RNA from Stylonychia lemnae, 2544 nucleotides. Lineage: Eukaryota; Ciliophora; Spirotrichea; Sporadotrichida; Oxytrichidae. The record is from the annotation of a GenBank genome assembly.
AUGAAACGAAAGCACAAAUUAGACAAUUAGUUAUCGGUAUGUUCUUUAUAUUUUACUCAAGCUUAACAUUAACAGGGUCUUAGCUUCAAAUAACAUUAUGAUUCAGAUAGCAAUCUAUCAUAGAGCUAGGAAUCUCAAAGAUUUAAUCAACAAUAAAUAAAUUAAAUGAUAGAGGGACUUUAGUCUCAAAGAUCGAUGAAUGAACACAGUAUUCAUGGUGGUUCCUAAGCUUAAAAUUAUCUAAAGGACUACAGAGAUCGGUUAUUUAAUGAAGAGAUGAUGAGAUAGAAGACAUUCUUUGAACUUGAAAAAUUAGAGUAGGAUUAUCGUUUAUUAGAGAAAGAAAGAGAUUCAUUCAAGAUCUAACUUAUCGAAAAGGACAAAGAAUAUCAUUCACUUAAGAGAAAGUAUUAAACUUAAAAACAGUAAAUGCUGUAGAGUACAACACCCAAUAAAAUGUAAAUGAGUAAUUUCAACUCCAAUAUACAAGAUUCAUAACGACAAGACAAAAAUUUUGAUAGAAAAAUGAGCAAUGCAACUCCCCUCAUUACCCCUACCAAGAAUAACAUUAAUUCUAGUACUAUAAAUCACAAUUAAAAUAACCUCUCAGAAAGCUAGAAUUAGUGCAACAAUCUGAAUAAAUCAAAGGAAAAUUCAUAGGGAGUCUUUGAUACAUUAAAUGAUUCAGUUCUAUCUGACUUGAGACAUGAGCUUUGUACAGCUAAGAAACUCACAGGCAAUGAAAAGGAAUAGAUGUUAGUAGAGAUUCAAGAUAAGCUCGACGAAUUGGUUAACUCAACAAGACCUUAUAUAGAGUAUUUGUCGAAGUUUUCCGAUAUAAGUUUAUAAAAUCAACAUCUGUAAAUUAAUUUGAAGCAUACUGAGGGGUAACUUAAUAACGUAAAGACAGAACUCUACUAAAUGAAUCAAAACAAUCAAAAAUUAGAAGAGGAUCGUCGUGUUUUGAAAUUAUUAAACAAAGAACUGAAAAAAGAAAAGAGACACUUCGAAAAUGAAGCCUUGAAAGAAAAGGUUAGAGUAAAUUAAUUGCAAGAUAUUAUCAAAAUGCUUGGGAUAAACACCAACUAAUAAGAAAAUAUCUAACCACAAAAAUAACAAUAAGAAUUCAAUGAUCUUAACUAGUUUUCAUUUGAUGAGCAAAAUUGGAUGGAUAAUCUUGAGAAGCCUCUGGUCAAUGAAUCUGAAAGAUAAAUAUACUCUAAUCAGUUUGAAAUAUAGACUUUAAAUGCACCUGAAGUACUAUUAGAGAAUCAGCAUUCUAAAAAUACAGUAACAAUCUAAGGAAUAGCACCUUCGAACUUUAGUUCUCCAACAAUGAAUGAUUAAUAGCCUUAAAAUAGUACAAAUGAUAAAAACCAAAAUGAAAUUAUCAAUAAUUAAAAAAAUAGUAAUAUUGCUUUUACAUCUUGUGAAAACUCGAACAAUAACUAACAAUAAUAUGAUACUUUACUGAUGCAAGUAAUUGAAAAACUUGAUAAUCUAUAGCAAUCUACUAAUCUGAUGCAAUAAUAAAAGCAAGAUCAAUAGAAGAAGGUCCUUCCAUCAUCAAGGAAAAAUUUGAAUCAAAUCUUUUCUCCAGAUGGCGCUUAAUCUCCUCCUCUCCUUCAUCUAAAGCCUACAGAUACUACCUAAACAUCCUUUUUAUAAAUGAAACCUGGCAUUAAGAGUCCAAUAAAUCUAGAUUUAAGUGAGAUAUAACAUGAUUUGAGUAGUUCUAACUUCAGGAUUGAUAUGUCCAAUUUGAAUAUUAUCGAACCAUAAAAAGGGCCUGCUCGUUAGAUGACGUAUGAUUUAGGUCAUAGAGAUUUUUUUGAAAAUUUUGCCAAUGUUAACUAUCAAAGAGUCUAGAGGCCAAGACAAGAUUCAGCAAUUGAAAUAAACAACUAACAAAUAAUGAAUUUAAAGCUAUUAUAAAAUCAAUCAGACAAACCUAAAGCUUCGGUAGUGAUACUUGAAAAUAACUAAUAAUAGCGACGAGACGCUGAGAGUAUAACAAAGCGCAGUCUUUAGGGUAAUUCCAAGAGAUCUUCAGGGAAUGAAAGUAAUAAAAAUUCAGAGAAAUCUAGUCAUUAGAAUCAUAGUCAUAACAAUCCUAUUAAAUCUUAAUUCACUCAUGGAAUAGGAUAUUAGGGAAAUAUUGGUGGUAAUAACAACCAAAAGAAAGACAAUAAUAUCAGCAAGUCUGGUAAUUCUCAUCACAUGAAUAAUAAUCUUAUCAUGCGAGAGAGUAUAAUUGGAAAUUUCUUAAUAGACUAAGCAAAUAACAUGAAGGAGUCCUCCUAAAAAGAUGACUCUUUCUCAGAUUUUAACAACGAGGCAAUAUAGACAAGAGAUAGUAGAAAAAGCGAAAAGCGAGUAUCAUUCAAAAAAGAGUCAAAGACUCCUGGAUUAUAAAGCAUAAAGAUGUUUCCUCAACUGUUUAUGGGUACUCCUACUUUACUCAAUGCUUACUUUCAGAAAAAAUAAAAAGAAUCUAUGUUCCUUCUUGAGUAAUCGUAACAUCAAUCUGACAGAUAGAAAUGA